GUUUAUUGUCGUUCAAGUAUUCAGAAGGACGUACACAUGCUAAAUCAACACUUCGGAUUAAACAGGCACAAGCAUUUGCGCCAUAUCGAAUGACACUGUAUAUAUUGUACGACACGUCGAAGCCAGGUCGAUUAGAAUACACUCUAAUCUCAUGAAACUGACCUGGUUUCAUUUUGAUAACGAGUCGAGGGAAGUACUUGACACAUCGUUUCGUCACUUGAAACGGACGGCCAUGAGGACACUCUCGUCAUAGACUGGAUAGUUGAGAUGUGUCCUUCGAAAUAAAAUCUGCUUGAGCGAAGGGUUACACAAACGGACCAUCCGAUGACGCGCAUGUGGCGUGGCGGUAUGCUAUGGUGCUCGUGUUGCACAAAAUGUGUGGAAGGCGUCCCUAAACAGAUCUUUCUUUUGUAUGCUCUUACAUUUCUCGUUUUCCUCCCUCUGAUAUGCGUCAACCUUCGCCAUUCUUUGUACCACCUACGUUUACACGAUGCAGAGGAAGAAGAAAGGCGCCUGAUCACUGAGAACGACCUACGAUUGGUCGAAAAUGAACAAAUCGUCAAGAAAUACAACGAGUCUGUGAUUAAAAAUAGCCAAUCAGGGCCUUUGUUACAUUCUGAGGAUGUAGAUGUUGGAAUUACUGUGAUAACGGUUUCGCGAAAUCGGCACCGUAAAGGCGGCUACAAGCCAAAGUAUCUGACUCAAGUUGUCGGCCGAUUACUCGGUCUGUUAAACAACACAGCGAAUCAUUCCAAACGGAAAUACGGGUUGUUUGUGUGUAACGUUGAUGAUCACCCGGAGACAUACGAUGAACUGAAGCCUUUGAAAAUAAUCCUGCCAACUUUUCAAAUGUAUCAAAAGACUCGAGAUUCCAAAAUUGACAUUUUCGAAAAAGAGAAACGGGACUACAUCUUCUGUUUGGAGGAGACUCUGAAACUAAACGCCUUGUAUGCAUUUUUGGUUGAGGAUGACGGAUAUCCGCACAAAGACCUGAUCCCAGUUUUAGAGCGAACCAUUGACAGUCACGUCGAACAAAAAGCCGUGGCAGAGUUUUCACCAAAAGUGUUACCGCGAAAUGUGACGUACGUGAAAUUCUACCACCCGGAACGGUUGCUAGGAUACAUAAGUACUGAACUGGAACGACUUCCGGAGUUGUUUGCAGUUAGUUUCGUAUUCGGAACUCUGAUGGUUAUUUUAUACGCGCACUUUGUUCUGCAGUGGACUCGGAAUAAUUUGAAGGUGAUAUGGUUUGUUUGUGUUCUUUAUUGUGGCCUUGUGGCAUUGUUCGUUGGGCGCGUCAACCUGAUGGAGAUGCGCAGGAUGUCUGUGCAGACGUACCAGGUGACCUCGGCGCCAUCUUGUUGCACGCCCGCCAUGUUGUACCCUAGACAAGGUGGUCGUGAAAUUGUGAAACGGCUGAGUGCGGUUACGUGUAAAAGAAGGUACGGAAAAGAUAUGGCUCUGGAGGAUAUUCGCAGAAGACAUGGUUACACAGCCUUGAUGGUUCAGCCAAACUUAUUUAAGCAUAUUGGUCUUUAUUCUUCUCUAAGGAAAGGGGUAAUUGAUCCUUUUAUAAUCUAACCAACGCUGUUCGUUGUCAUUCAUGAUUCAACUUCUACUUGCACAAUGUUGAUGUCAGUUUAUCACACCAGUUGCAGUGUAUUAAUGAUUUCUUUUACAGUGCAAUUACUCACAAUGGGUUGAUAGAAAUUAAUAGCGAAAGUUACCACAAAUACCAGAAGUACUACAUGAAUAUUUCAACAACAUUAUCCGGCAACAUUAUCAUGGGUACACAGAAACACAGGAAAUUUGACUUCCUCAUUUGUCUCUUAAAUCUCUCAUAUUAUGGGUGGUACGUACACAUUAAAAAAGAAACAUGUAUACUGACAUUUAAGGAUGAAAUUAGUAAAAAAACAUCUUAUUUUAGUUAUGUUCUAAAAAGAUAAGAUCGAACUUUCAGUCUGUCGGGAAACAAUUCUGACUUGCCAAACCAAAACAUAAUGAGGAAAUACACUCUUAGUACUGUUUUUCUUACCAAAAUAUGUUUGUCCGUCUUGUCCAGCCAGAAAACGGUGACGUUUUCAUUUUUGGUUCGUCCUCCUGAAAGUAUAAUAUAUGGCAAGUCACCCAAUGAGUUAAUAUGAGAUUUGACAGGAAAGGCUAUCAGUAUCCUAUCUGUACGUUGACUAACUCUCCCCUAUUGCCGGGUUAACCCGUGAAGAUCUGGGUUAGAAUUGGUCUUCAGUAACCCAUUCUUGUCGUACGAGGCGACUAACGGAAUUGGGUGGUCAGGUUUCU
Messenger RNA from Haliotis rubra (blacklip abalone), 2298 nucleotides. RefSeq names its product post-GPI attachment to proteins factor 4-like. The coding region runs from base 325 to 1581 and encodes 418 amino acids. Gene Ontology annotation, cellular component: Golgi membrane. NCBI's taxonomy places the organism in Eukaryota, Metazoa, Mollusca, Gastropoda, Lepetellida, Haliotidae. The record is from RefSeq and is a predicted model, not a curated record. The transcript is spliced from 2 exons. Gene Ontology annotation, biological process: GPI anchor biosynthetic process. Gene Ontology annotation, molecular function: glycosyltransferase activity.